AUGUUUUGGUCAAACGAGCAUGACGUGUUCUUGUGCCGAGAAGUGGUAAAUUUAAACCCUUUUACGUUCAAAAAAGGAUCCACUCAAAGAAGCGGGAUGUGGGAGAAAAUAGCUCAAAUUUUAAACGAAUGUACCGUACUGAGAUUCAGCGUUGAUAAGAGAUCGGUUCGCGACCACAUGGGGAUUCUCGUCAACAAGCAUAAAAGAAAAGUCAGAGCCGAGGAGAAGGCAUCCGGUAUAGCGCCCGACGAGCCAAGCGAAAUGGAAAAUCUUUUGGACACUAUCAUCGCUUUAGAAGAAAGUUCAGAGGCAGAAUCACAGGAAUUAAGAGCAGAGAGAAAUGAAAAAUGUGAAAACGACCGAGCAAAGGCAGAAGAUGCGAGAUUAAAGGCCAUGGAAAAGCUUUCGGAGACUAGGAAAAGAUCAAGUGAGAGCGAAGAGGAAAAACCCAAACGACAGCGUAGAAGUGGAAGUGAAGCUAUGGAAUUUUUAGCAGAUAGGGCUAAGAUGAAUUAUGAACUGAAACAACAAGAGUUUAAAAUGUUGCAAGAACAGCAAGCGUUGGAAAGAGAAAAAAUGGAAGCAAUGGCCAAACAGCAGCUACAAACACAACAGCAACAAACAGAAAUGUUUAAAGUAAUGCAACAGCAACAACAACAAAACCAACAACAGCUGAUUAACAGUCAAAUGAUGAUGAUACAACAACAACAAGAACAGUCAAGGGCAAUGAUGGCUCUAUUAGAGAAAUUAGCCAAUAAGUGA
Messenger RNA from Porites lobata, 762 nucleotides. Lineage: Eukaryota; Metazoa; Cnidaria; Anthozoa; Scleractinia; Poritidae. The record is from the annotation of a GenBank genome assembly.